GUUUCAAAGCCUCACAGGCAACCUGCUGCGUGUGACCGCUCACAGUCUCAUUGAGUUAGAACAACAUGGGUCGACAGAAGAUCUAUCUGGAGAAAUUGUCCCAGUUCUUUCAGCUCCGUAACCUGCUGCUCCGCCAGGCCCUGGCAGAAUGCCUUGGCACUCUCAUCCUUGUGAUGUUUGGCUGUGGCGCUGUGGCCCAGCAGGUGCUGAGUGGCGGUUCACAUGGCAUGUUCCUCACCGUUAACUUUGCCUUCGGCUUCGCUGCCACCUUAGGCAUUCUGGUCUGUGGCCAGGUAUCAGGUGGUCAUCUGAACCCUGCGGUGACAUUUUCACUUUGUCUGCUUGGAAGAGAACGCUGGAGAAAGUUCCCCAUGUACUUCCUCUUUCAGACAAUCGGUGCAUUUUUUGGCGCUGCUGUAAUUUUUGGCAUGUACUACGAUGCCUUAUGGGACUUCCCCGGAAGUUUUAAUGUGACAGGACCUGAUGCAACAGCUGGCAUUUUUGCCACAUAUCCUGCAAGUCAUCUGACCAUUGUCAAUGGCUUUUUUGAUCAGCUUAUUGGCACAGCAGCAUUGAUAGUUUGCGUUCUGGCCAUCGUGGAUCCAUACAACAACCCCAUCCCACAAGGGCUGGAGGCGUUCACUGUGGGUUUUGUGGUUCUGGUCAUUGGACUGUCCAUGGGCUUUAAUUCUGGUUAUGCUGUCAAUCCUGCCAGAGACUUGGGACCACGUCUUUUCACCGCUUUAGCUGGCUGGGGAAGUGAGGUUUUCACGGUUGGAAAUGGCUGGUUCCUGGUGCCCAUUUUUGCCCCUUUCCUUGGUGCCAUCAUCGGCACAAUGAUCUACCAGAUGAUGGUUGGUUUUCACGUGGAGGGAGAAGUACGUGAUAGAACCGCGAAUCGCGAGAGGGAGAAUGUCCCACUUACCGAUACCAACUCCAAUGCCAAGUCUAAAGAAAUGCCUUGAGUGAAAGCAGCUUGUUGCCUAAAAUAUGCACAUGUAAAUAGUUUACAUUCACUUUCAAUUUCUGCCGCAGCUACCUUUGGUUAGACCAUCUUCACAACAAAUGGAACACUGUUUUUGGAAGUUAUAUGUUUGUGACUUUAGCCCAUUUUCUUUACAUUGUGGUAUAACUACUGCAUUGUAGAUGAAAUGUUUUGUACAAGAUGUCUAGAAACACUAAUCCUGAUAGACAGAAUUGCAUUCAUUUUAUAUACAUACAAACACGUAAACCUUUGUGUUUUAAAACUUCAUUUUUUACAGUAUUUUAUAUUUUGUAAUAUCUUAUUUUUAUAGUGUUUUUUUAGUUUAUUCUCUUGAGAAAGGUUUCUUUUAAAGUUGCAUUUGUAAGUGUUUACCUCCCAGGAUUUAAAUGGAUUUUAUCCAAUCAGAUGCUUUCAAAAUGUCACUUUGGGGAAAUCUUCCAGUCUUUAUGUAAAAAAUGUACUGUUUCUGCUAAUAAAUAUGUUGUGAAAAACAAUCAUUAUAUCAACAUACACAA
Austrofundulus limnaeus is the source of this 1500-nucleotide messenger RNA. It is a transcript of the gene aqp3a, whose product is annotated as aquaporin 3a. The record is from RefSeq and is a predicted model, not a curated record. The transcript has 6 exons. Gene Ontology annotation, cellular component: basolateral plasma membrane; plasma membrane. Gene Ontology annotation, biological process: glycerol transmembrane transport; water transport. Gene Ontology annotation, molecular function: water channel activity; urea transmembrane transporter activity; glycerol channel activity. Lineage: Eukaryota; Metazoa; Chordata; Actinopteri; Cyprinodontiformes; Rivulidae. The coding region runs from base 66 to 965 and encodes 299 amino acids.